ACGUGCCGCUAUAUAUACCCACGGCUCGCCGGCACGGCGGCUCCGGGCUGCGUCGUUCACCGGAAAAUUCUAUUCUAUUAUAUAUAAUUUAUAUAUCCAAUGAGUUUGGGAGCCGGGUCGAGUUCAACUCGGUCGGCGAGACUCACCGAGUCAGCCGAACCGGGAAUACACAACGAGAAGAUUCUACUUCUGGUUUUCGAGUCAAUGAAAUGGGACAUCCGUACGGUCUGCCGGACCGCCUCCGUGGACAGGCGGCUCCGGGCGGUGGCGAAGCGCCUUCUCUGGCGGGAGCUCUGCAUCUACCGCGCCAGGAGGAUGAUGUCGGCGGUGGCGGAAGGCGGCCGGGUGAUCGGCGGCUGGCCGGCGAUGGCGAAACUGUUAUUCUUCUGCGGCGGGUGCGAGUCGCCAGUCCGGCAUUUCGAUCCACGCCGACCGGAGCCGGGUCACUUCGUCGAGUCGAGCCGGUUUUCUAAGACGUCCGGUUUGAGUUUUCUGAGGAAAGACUGCCGGGAGGAUGUGCUGUACGUGACGGACCCGUGCGAGCACCGGUCGGGGGGCGGCGGCGGCGGGGAGGGGGAGGACGUCGGAAUAUACCGAGGGGUAUUUAGGUCAUUUCAGAGGUCGAGGACGCGGGAAUGUUUGGUAAGGAGACAGGUGGAGUUCGAGGACGGGAUCCGCUGUCCGUACUGCGGGACCCGCGUGUGGAGCAUGACGGCGGCGCGGAUGAUACCACGAAAGAGCGCGGCGCGGCGGCUCGGCUCGAGGGACGGCGCCGGCGGGUUGGAGUAUUUUGUGUGUCUUAACGGUCAUCUACAUGGGAUGUGCUGGCUGGUGAGUUUAUCGUCGUCGGAUGAUGAUGACGGUAUCAGCGAUGGUGAUGGACGGUCCAGAUUUACCGGGAGCAGUAGCAGCAGCAGCGGUUAAAGUUGAAGUUUAGUUAGUUACUGCAUCUGUCUGUAUACGAAUAUUUGUCUUUUAUUUUUAUUUUUAAUUUUAUUUUUUUGGUGAUGGAUUGGGGAAUCUGGAGGACACUUUUUAUUUGCUUUGCAUGUCCUUCAUGCACCAGCAAUUCAUUUAUGUGCUUAAGUUUUGUUUGUUUGAGUUUUGUCCCUUGUAUUUCGACUUUAUUCGGUUUUCUAUGAAAUGGAUCGCAGGCUUUGUUUGUUUGUA
Molecule: messenger RNA, 1170 nt
Organism: Andrographis paniculata
Lineage: Eukaryota; Viridiplantae; Streptophyta; Magnoliopsida; Lamiales; Acanthaceae
Product: EID1-like F-box protein 3
Exons: 1
Coding region: 100-924 (274 amino acids)
Source: RefSeq, a predicted model, not a curated record